Malaclemys terrapin pileata is the source of this 1916-nucleotide messenger RNA. RefSeq names its product acylphosphatase 2 (gene ACYP2). The record is from RefSeq and is a predicted model, not a curated record. The transcript is spliced from 5 exons. Gene Ontology annotation, molecular function: acylphosphatase activity. NCBI's taxonomy places the organism in Eukaryota, Metazoa, Chordata, Testudines, Emydidae. Bases 878 to 1171 code for a protein of 97 amino acids.
GUUAUUUUCAAUGUUAGCAAUUGACACGUUACCUAAUCACAAAUGGAAAAGAACAUGUCCUGCAUGAUUAGGAAGGUGAUCCAUGAGACUCUAUAAAAGUGUGGUCCACCCAAUGAGUAACAAUUGAAGAGGCUGCCCUAAGUCUCCUUAUUCAUUGGAGAAGUUGGAAGGGGUCUUUGCCCCAAGCUCCCUUGCUUCCUGGAGAGGCCAGGGAAGGGAGAGAGACUCCUCUACAGGCCCUAUUCCAGAUCCCCUCACACAGGGGGUGCCCUGACACGCCUCACUUUUUGCAGGUGGGGGCGAGUUCUUCAGCGGGGGUGCGGGUUAACACUACGUCGUGUUGGGGGAGGGGACUUCCUGGGAGGGUCAGUGGGUCUCUCCCCCUCCUGGAGGUCCUUAUGGGGGCCUCUCCCCUCAUUAAGGGGCUGUCUCUGGGCUCAGCGGUCGGGGGACAGUCCCUCAGGCUGGUUUGGGGGAGGGCUCAAUAUUGGGAGAUCUCUCCCCUGCCCGCGGGGUCUCAGGAGUUAGGUGCCUCCCCCACCCCGCUGAGCGGUUGAGCCGCCCUCUCUGGGGGGUCUCGGUGCGGGCUGUGCCGCAGAACUUGGUCAGUGUCGGGGCGCGGCGCUGUGCGACAGGUGCCGCGAGACACGUUCUCACAGCUCCCACCAGCGGGCCUGGGCAGGGCGCUUCGGGCCGGACACAGGCUCAGCCUGGCAGGCGGCUGCUUUUCCAAGAAACUUGAGCCCCGCGCGCUGCCGUCCGGGCCCCUCCAAACGAGCGCAGGGGGCUAGCGCAGGCGCAGCGCGCCCGGCUCCGCAGGUCCCGGGCACUCCCGCGGCGGAUCCGAGCAGGCCGGCUCCCUUGCCUGCACCCCACCAUGUCCGCCCUCGCCAAGGCCUCCGGCGUCCUCAAGUCGGUGGACUAUGAAGUGUUUGGCCGGGUGCAGGGUGUUUGUUUCAGAAUGUACACAGAAGAUGAAGCUAGGAAAAUGGGAGUAGUUGGCUGGGUUAAAAAUACCAGACAAGGGACUGUUACUGGCCAAGUUCAGGGCCCAGAAGAUAAAGUAAAUGCAAUUUCACUUGCCUUCCAUAUGGUUUUUCUGAAGGAUAUGACAGAAGAGACAUGGAGGGAACAGAAGUUGAAGAACAGUUUGCUAGGUAGAGCAGCCUGAAGACUGCUGUAUCUCACGCCAGCUGCCAAAGCACCCUGAGGCCAUUACAACAGACAAGGAUUACCAAAGCAUAAGGAUGCCCCAGCCUUGCCCUCGGCACCUGAAGCAAAGUAAUGUUGUCAAUAUCAGCAAUUCAUCAUCACCCAAAAGAUUCUUCUAUGCAGAGGAAAUCCUCCCAUGGCAAAUGAGGCCAGGAUUAUGGCUGCUUUGUGCCACCAGAAUGGGACCAGGUGAUCAGAGGCCACUAGGAAAUCAGGCUGUAUGAAUUCAAACUAUUUAGGCAUGUACUGUAUCUUUUAAAAUAAUUAUAGCAAGUUAAUAGUUUUCCAAUCAGCAUAAUCUCAGUAAAAGUAUUUAUUUUUGUAAAAAGAGACAGAUAGGGACAUAAAAAAAGCAAUUUGUAUCGGUUCCUGUUUUGUAUCCUCCACAAUAUUGUAGAAUAAGGUGUGUGCGAGUAUUCUGAAUGCCUGCCAGUGUGUGUGGGAUACACGUAAGAGCAGAAUCUAACCUUUCAUUUUUUAAAAAAAGCAAGUUUCCAGCCUUUAUGGUUGCAAAAAUCACCAUCCAAAUAUGAACCAAGCAAGGCAGUGCUGUCUUCAUAAGUCUGCAGAGAGCAUGAAACAGUAACUCUGAGAGGCAUGUACUCCUCUACCUCCAUGUAAUCUAAUUCGGAUGUUUACUCUAAAGUGUGCUGGUGACAUUUUAAAUAUCAGGACUAUUUUAAAGUGCCUUGGGCUUCAGUGAG